CGUCAUGGUUACGCCGCAGCGCCCAGCCCUUCCCCCAGCCGGCUGUGCUCUCUUCUCCCCUCCUGGACCCCUCCUACCGCCGCGCCCCCAGCCCCGCGCCACGUGACUGUCGGGAAAGGAGAUCCGCAGGGGAGGGGGAGCUGUGGCCGUAACCUCUUCCACUCGGCUUGUGGUGGUGCGGUCACUGGUGGCCCGGCGGUCCAGCAGGUGGGCCGAGAGCAUGCGAGAGCCCCAGCCUUGGGACCGCGGGCCCGCUGCUCAGCACACCUGGCUCCAGAGGCCAUGGCUUGCCUCCAUGAGACCCGAACACCUUCCCCUUCCUUUGGGGGUUUUGUGUCUACUCUGAGUGAGGCUUCCAUGCGCAAGCUGGAUGCAGACACUUCAGACUGCACCCCGGAGAAGGACCUGACUCCUACCCAAUGUGUACUUCGAGACGUUGUGCCUCUGGGUGGACAGGGUGGGGGAGGGCCCAGCCCCUCCCCAGGUGGAGAGCCUCCCCCAGAGCCUUUUGCCAAUAGUGUGCUGCAGCUACAUGAGCAGGAUACAGGCGGGCCAGGGGGAGCUACUGGGUCACCUGAGAGUCGAGCAUCCAGAGUUCGAGCUGAUGAGGUGCGACUGCAGUGCCAGAGUGGCAGUGGCUUCCUUGAAGGUCUCUUUGGCUGCCUGCGCCCUGUCUGGACAAUGAUUGGCAAAGCCUACUCCACAGAACACAAGCAACAGCAGGAAGAUCUUUGGGAAGUCCCCUUUGAGGAAAUCCUGGACCUGCAGUGGGUAGGCUCAGGGGCUCAGGGUGCUGUUUUCCUGGGUCGCUUCCAUGGGGAGGAAGUGGCUGUGAAGAAGGUUCGAGACCUCAAGGAGACCGACAUCAAGCAUCUGCGAAAGCUGAAGCACCCCAACAUCAUCACUUUCAAGGGUGUUUGCACACAGGCUCCCUGCUACUGCAUCCUUAUGGAAUUCUGCGCCCAAGGCCAGCUAUAUGAGGUGCUCAGGGCUGGCCGCCCUGUCACGCCUUCCUUGCUGGUUGACUGGUCUAUGGGCAUCGCUGGUGGCAUGAAUUACCUGCACCUGCACAAGAUCAUCCACAGAGACCUUAAAUCCCCCAACAUGCUAAUCACAUACGACGAUGUAGUGAAGAUCUCAGAUUUUGGCACUUCCAAGGAGCUGAGUGACAAGAGCACGAAGAUGUCCUUUGCAGGGACAGUGGCCUGGAUGGCCCCUGAGGUGAUACGCAAUGAGCCUGUGUCUGAGAAGGUUGACAUCUGGUCCUUUGGGGUGGUGCUAUGGGAACUACUGACUGGAGAGAUUCCCUACAAAGACGUAGACUCCUCAGCCAUCAUCUGGGGUGUAGGAAGCAACAGUCUCCACCUGCCUGUGCCCUCCAGCUGCCCAGAUGGCUUUAAAAUUCUGCUUCGCCAGUGCUGGAAUAGCAAACCACGAAACCGCCCAUCAUUCCGACAGAUCUUACUUCACCUGGACAUCGCCUCAGCGGAUGUGCUCUCCACACCCCAAGAAACUUACUUUAAGUCCCAGGCAGAGUGGCGGGAAGAAGUGAAACUGCACUUUGAAAAGAUUAAGUCAGAAGGAACGUGUCUGCACCGCCUCGAGGAGGAGCUGGUGAUGCGAAGAAGGGAGGAGCUCAGGCAUGCCCUGGACAUCAGGGAGCACUACGAACGGAAGCUGGAAAGAGCCAACAACCUGUACAUGGAACUGAACGCCCUCAUGUUGCAGCUGGAACUCAAAGAAAGGGAGCUGCUCAGGAGAGAGCAGGCUUUGGAAAGGAGGUGUCCAGGUCUCCUGAAGUCACACCCUUCCCGAGGGCUCCUACAUGGAAACACGAUGGAGAAGCUUAUCAAGAAAAGGAAUGUGCCACAGAAACUGUCACCCCACAGCAAAAGGCCAGAUAUUCUCAAGACAGAGUCUUUGCUACCUAAACUAGAUGCAGCCCUAAGUGGAGUCGGGCUUCCUGGGUGUCCUAAGGGCCCCCCUUCGCCAGGAAGGAGUCGUCGUGGCAAGACCCGUCACCGAAAAGCCAGUGCCAAGGGCAGCUGUGGAGACCUGCCUGGGCUUCGAGCAACUUUGCCACCCCAUGAGCCUGGAGGACUAGGAAGCCCAGGGGGCCUAGGAGUGGGCCCUUCAGCUUGGGAUGCCUGCCCCCCUGCUCUCCGUGGACUCCACCAUGACCUUCUACUGCGAAAGAUGUCAUCAUCAUCCCCAGAUCUUCUAUCAGCAGCACUGGGAGCCCGAGGCCGAGGAGCCACAGGGGGAGCUCGGGAUCCUGGCUCACCUCCUCCACCCCAGGGCGAUACUCCUCCAAGUGAGGGAUCGGCUCCUGGUUCCACCAGCCCAGACUCACCUGGGGGGGCCAAAGGGGAACCACCUCCACCAGUAGGACCUGGUGAAGGUGUGGGGCUGCUGGGAACUGGAAGGGAAGGGACUGCAGGCCGGGGAGGAAGCCGGGCUGGGUCCCAGCACUUGACCCCAGCUGCACUGCUGUACAGGGCUGCUGUGACUCGAAGUCAGAAACGUGGUAUCUCAUCUGAAGAGGAGGAAGGAGAGGUGGACAGUGAAGUUGAGUUGCCCCCAAGUCAGAGGUGGCCUCAGGGCCCGAACAUGCGUCAGUCACUAUCUACCUUCAGCUCAGAGAACCCAUCAGAUGUGGAGGAAGGUACAGCUAGUGAGCCUUCUCCCAGCGGUACACCAGAAGUUGGCAGUACCAACACCGAUGAACGGCCAGAUGAAAGGUCUGAUGACAUGUGCUCCCAGGGCUCAGAAAUCCCACUGGACCCACCUGCUUCAGAGGUGGUCCCUGACCCUGAAACCAGCUCCUUGCCCAUUCAACACCAGGAUCUACUCAGAGGUGAGCAGGGCCCCAAUCCUGAGGACUCAGACUGUGACAGCACUGAAUUGGACAACUCCAACAGCAUUGAUGCCUUGCGGCCCCCAGCCUCCCUUCCUCCAUGAAAGACACUCUUAUUCCUUGUACAUAGAGAAAUAUUUAUAUAAAUAAUAUAUAUGCGCCACAUAAUCAACAGAUAGAUGGGGCUUUCUUAGCCUUAAGUCAGGCUUGAUAAUGAAGGACCCCCCCCUGACCAACUACCGAGUAAGUUCUAGGGACUCUGGCAGCUGUAGAACUGAAUGAUUCCAAGUAACACCCUAGAGCUACAAGGAAAGUAAACUGGUCCCUUCUUGCUUCACACCAUUCCUUAUGUUCAGCAAGCAACUAGGCAAUAGAAAAGCCAGGCUUGUCUCUACACUGUCUACCCCUUUAAACACUGGGUGGGGGGGGAGGGCAGGAGAGGAUCCACUUAAGACUGCACUUUUACUUUCCGUUUACUGUUUACACAUUUUGCACUUGGGAAGAGGAAAACUAAGGCUGGGUCCUCCCCCCUCUGAGGUCUCUCAGGUGGCAAUGUAACCCAUUUCUUUGUCCCUGUUUCUCUGCCCCAGCCCUGGCUUAGGGCCCAGAGGCAAGUUAGAAGACUGAUAGCAUGUGACGGCUCAGGCUGAAGAGAUGAGAACUGGGGUGCUGCUGUCUAAGUCCCUACUGUUAUCCUGUGCCUGGUAGGGUGGGGACUGUCAUAUUGUAACCCCUGUGAAAAACCUUGAAAUAUAACCACUCCAUGCAGGCCCA
Molecule: messenger RNA, 3631 nt
Organism: Mesocricetus auratus (golden hamster)
Lineage: Eukaryota; Metazoa; Chordata; Mammalia; Rodentia; Cricetidae
Gene: Map3k12
Product: mitogen-activated protein kinase kinase kinase 12
Exons: 14
Coding region: 283-2961 (892 amino acids)
Biological process (GO): JNK cascade; protein autophosphorylation
Molecular function (GO): ATP binding; JUN kinase kinase kinase activity
Source: RefSeq, a predicted model, not a curated record